AUGGCACAGGAGCCACAAGAGUACAUCCAGCAGAAGGUGAACCCGAUUCUUGAGAAUUUGGUCACACAGCUGCUGCUGGAACGGCCCGAGCAGCUAGCUCCCUUCAUGAUCAAGUGGCUCUCGCAAAAUUCCAAGACGCCAGCUGCAGCUGCGCUCACGGAGGGUGUCAAUGUUUUAAGCGAGCUGAAGCUGGAGAUGGAGAAGUUGCAGGAGGAGGUGCGUGAGCUGGAGGCCCAGGUCGAGGCACAGCGUGGCGACAGGGGCCAGGCAGUCGAUGCCGCCGCCAGCUCUCAGGGCCAAAGCGAAGAAGCGAAGGAGCCGGAGGCGGGAAAGGAGCCGGAGGAGAGAGAGGAAGAGGAGGCGGCAGCAGAGGAUCCGGAGGCUCCAGAGGCGAAACCGAAGGAGGAGGCCCAGGGCCAGGACUGA
Symbiodinium necroappetens is the source of this 426-nucleotide messenger RNA. The record is from the annotation of a GenBank genome assembly. NCBI's taxonomy places the organism in Eukaryota, Dinophyceae, Suessiales, Symbiodiniaceae.